UAGUAUCCCCCUUCUUAGUCGUUAGUUACUCGUUUCUGGCAAAUUUAUCGAGCUAAGAAAUAAUAUAGAUAGUCAGCAAUUUCCAACAAUUCACUGUUCGUAUGGAUGCUUCGCAUCAAUCUUUUAAUUUAUUUACGAAGUUGCUCAACUUCUCCUAAAGCUCCGGUAUGGAACAACAGGAUACAAGUGGAAAGUGGAUUUUCCUUUCCCAACGCCAGUCUGCAUAAUGUUUUCCAUUGAUGCGGUGAAUCGUCGUGUAUAUCAUAAGUAAACGAAUUUCAAUCAAAAUGGAAGACUUGCUUUUGAAUAUUGUUAAAGAAGCAAACGGUUCCAAACUAUGCCAUCUGAAGCAAAAGGCCCAGGAGGCACACGAUUUAUUGGCGUCGCAAAACAACCUCUUAAGAAAUCCUUCUUUCGAGUUGCGAUCUGUCUGCUUCAUACCUCUGAAGCUUGCUCUGGAAAGUAAGCGAAGCAAGCUGGUGUCUUUAGCUUUGACCGGGUUGAAUAAAAUUAUACGCGAUGAAAGAUUUCAAUCGGGUACAGAACCUGAGGAUGACUCAUUAUGGCUUCCUGCUCAGCUACUUCUGGCUACGUCGUCAAUGCUAGCACAUUGCGAGGAUACCCAGGUGCACAUUCUAAGGGUUGUUCUGAACCUGGCCUGUACAGCCAGUUGGGCUUUGAAUGGACGCUUAGUGAUGCUGUUGCUGAGUCGCUGCGGCGAUGCUUACGAGCUGGGUACACAGCCAGUUAGAGCUGCAGCUCAAGCUGCAGCCAGCCAGACUUUGACUGCUUUCUGCACUUUUUUGGAUGAAGAGUGUCAAGAAAUACUGCAACAGCAACAAAAGCACAAAAAUUCGGGCAGCAGCGCUGAAAUGGUAUACAAUAAGACUUCAGCAGUGGCUUGCUUCAAUGAAGCCAUUCCCGUGAUGCAAUAUAUUUGCAGCAAAUUGGAGGAAAAUAAAUUAUUACCAAAAUCGGUGGACUCGACAAUUUUUCUUUUAGAGUGUUUGCUCACUUUAGUAAACACGCUUCCACAUACAGUUCAUUCCAAUAUACAUUUCACCACCUUUCUAUGGCAAAGAUUCUGCCCGGCCUUGCUGGCUUUAUUGGGGUCUCCAGGCGAUCCAAGUGGACAAGGAUUGACCAACAACCAGGCCAAAAUAGUUUACAGCAUUGGCAUUCAAGUGGUUCGAUUAGUGGGAAGAGAAAGGCCGUUAAGGCCCGUUCUUGAAGCUCUUUUCCACAGAAUGCUGCUCCUACCAAGCCCCGCGAAACGUCUUGAGCCUUUAAAGGCCGCAAGAGAACUUCUUAGGUCUCCUGGAAGAUUGGCUGAUUUGCUGCUACUGAGUGGACCCAUACACAGACAUGCAGGAGAUGACAUGGCGAUCAUAAGACUAAUAAUGGACUCAAUUGAGGAAUCGUCUCAAUGCAAUGAGCAUGGCGUGGUGUUAGCCAGCGUUGAAUGUGUUGGAGCUCUGUUGGGGUCAUUAGAGGCUCUAUGCCGUGGUGAGGGUCUAAAUCAGGAGGCUGCAGAUCUAGCCAAUUCUCGAUAUGCUCUAUUGGAACAUGCUGAUUAUACAGGCCCUCUAACUUAUCAGUCUUUAGCUAGGUUGCCUAAGCCUUACAGGGAUGUGGUGGCAAAUUUGCGUUAUCAAAGUGAUUCGUCGGAUAGCAGUGGGAUUGAAGGAAAUAUUCGCGACGUGGAAGGAGAGGAAUCAGACUGUUCUGGAGCAACUGAAGGCCCAGAAGAGGAAAUUGUCCAUUCGGAUGAUAGCAUUAUGGAUGAUGAAAGUUUCCUGACCAAUCAACAAUUACAGAAGCUUUACAAGUUGCCAAAGUCUUUAAAUUUAGGUCGCACUGGCUUGGAUGAAUGCAACACGGACAUUGAGAGGCACAAUGCCAGGCAUUUUGUGAAAACACUGCAACAAAUUUUAUUGCCCAAUUUACUGACACUGAGGUCGUCGAUUCAGGUUGACGAAGUUUUGCAAGAAUUUGCCUCAAAAUGUUGCCAACACAACUCAGCGCAAAGUUAUGAAAUAUCCACAAUUAUGAACGCGGAUGGGGUGUAUUUGGCUACUUAUUCCGCCCUUUUGCUUGAUUUAAAGCUGAUCCAAGCAGGCCACUACGACGAAAUUAAAAAAGAAGUAGCUGUCCCCACCACAGAAGUUCAAUUUGUGGAAGAAAUUCAUGGAAGCGGAGUUUUGGUUUACGUGUCUGCCACCUGGCUCUGUGAGCUUUACCAGAAUGUGCUUGCCAAGUCCUUGCUUCUAUCUGCUGGGUAUGAGCCCAAAAAUCGCCAGCAGCCAGCACUAGUGAACUUACUAACAGAUGUUGGCGGAUUGUCCCCUUCGCAACUUCUGACUGACUGGCAAAAGCUCCAGAAAGUCCAAGGAACUCCGGAAUCUAGUCCGGAAGUGGAAGCAGGCAUAAAGUUAUCCAGGAGAGUUUUAACGUGCUGCUGGUCUUCAGUAGUUAGUGUUCUGGGUACUCCGUUGAGAGAAAAAACUCAUCUGAGUGGGACUUCUGCGCUGAGCAGACUGGUAGCUCGUAGGGCGCGUCAGAAAUAUAGGCAAAAAAUCAAAGACGACAUCAUCACUGCUAGCUUGGAAGGCUUACAUAAGGCGGCGAGUUUGAGUAACAUUCUGAAGCUGCAAACAAGAAGCAGUAGCAUUUUAGCAUUACUUUCGGCAUCUUCUUGCAAAAAUCAAUCGACCAAGUUGUUAGCGUCCCAUGCCCUAUCACUGGAUGUUUUGCUCUCCAAAGGACUGGAAUUGGGUUGUUAUAGUGCAGCUUGUUGGCCUCACGUUUUCAGUGCGUGUGUAGCUGUAGCUGGUAUAGAGCAUUCGCUUUUUAGCAAAACUGGUUCAGCUCAACUUCUAAUGGUAGCUCAGAAUACUCAGAACAACAUCAUAACGUCAACGACCAAAUCAGGCAAUCAAGAUUCGCUCAAUUUAAACACGACAGAUGAGGAAACAUGUGUUGAUGUGUACAGCUUCUUGCAUAGCUCUUACGCAUCUGACCAGAGCGGAUCUAAUGAAACAACAAUCGCUGAUAUUGUAGAAAAAAGUGGAGCGAAUAAUACACAAGGCCAAGGCAUUUUACGUGGAGUAUAUGCUGCAAAAAUAUGUUGCGCUUUAUCCCAAAAAGCUGACGAGUUGUUCCAUGCUGCGGCUCUUAGGCUGUCUUUGCCUGGAUUGUGCAGCUUUAUGACCGAGCUGUGCAAAGCUUCACAUGCCCAGCUGUUUACGAAAUACGAGGAAUCCUCCAGUGUACCGAAGAAAUGGUGGAAGAAAGAGUUGGAAAUUCAGCAGAAACCUCCACCCACACUAUUGCUGCAUCGCAUUGGAGAAGUUACAUUAAAAUGCAUCAAAUCUGGACGACCUCUAAUUCACAUUAUGAAAGUCUGGUCUAUUGUGGGGCCUCAUUUUAUGCAAGCGGCGUGUCACAAGGACAGAAUGGUUUCGAAAAAAGCCGUAACUUGCAUUCAUGACUCAGUUACAGCCUUAUUGAAUGAACAGGCUGAACUUCCGCAUUUUCAUUUCAAUGAAGCCCUCAUAAAACCAUUCGAGAACCUGUUGUGCUUGGAGUUAUGUGACCUGGAUGUUCAGGACCAAAUUGUCGCGUGUCUGUGCGAGUUUGUUGAAGCCAACAGAACAGAAAUUUGUUCAGGUUGGAGGCCCCUAUUCGGAACACUUCGAGUUGCAAACGCCAAGAAUAACUCUGCUGCUGUUUCGGAUGUCUUCAGAAUUUUCUUAUCCACCGACAACACUUUGGUGUUUGCAAAUGCAGCUUUAGAUUAUAUUCUGUGCUUACUGUCUCAUAUAAAGAAUGCAGAUGAUGAUGGAACUGGGGAUAACUCACUACCAGCCACUCCGAGCACAUUGAGUAAAAAACCUGUGGGAUUCUUUGAGAAGGAUGUUGAGUUUCCUUCAAAGCUAUUGAUAGGCUGUGUAGACUUAUGUUUCGAAUCGCUGAAGCUACUGCAGAACUCUUCAGAAAUAUUGUCCAUGAUGUACUCAAUGCCAAAGUCGCCAACGUUUAAUCUCUCGCAUCGAAUGAUUAUUGAUACUGAACCUCAACUUGUCGACCCCGUGGUAAAGGACUCAGAAAUCGUCAGCUUCAGUCAUAUGCAUAAUGAUCAUGUUGAUUACGAAGUGCUCAGCAUUCAGGAAGACUUUGAUGAAUGUGCGAAAAGCGGAAUCAGGUUGACGGAGUUGGAUAAUCAAAGCGGAGUGUUGAAGGUGUAUUAUAUUCUGCUUGACGGUUUGUCCUCAGCUAUAAUCCUGUCAUCGCCCAAGAAUCAACCAUACGUAAUCGAAAGUCUUUUCAAACUGUUGAGAGAUGUAAUCAUUAGUCCGGGUAUAAACUUUGGGUUUUGUUGUAUCAAUCACAUCCUGCUUCCAAUGGUGCAGAAUUGGUUGCGCCAAAACUCCAAAUCCCAGAAGACCCAAGAAGUAUGGCAGAACUUCAAGCACUGUUGUGGUUUAGCCAGUGAAUUAGUAGUUGAUUAUUUGUAUCAUGUUCAGGGCGAUUCUAGUCAAUUGAAACAAAAUCCUGCAGCUACUCUAGCGCUAAAACAGUUGCUGCUGAUUUUAAUAGAAUGCAUUGCUCAGCCGCAUGAAAAUGUUGCUAGACUUGGAACGUCUUGCUUGAGACAUGUUAUUCUGGGUGUUGGAAAACUUUUAACUGAAAGCCAAUGGACGAUUUUAGUCACAGCUUUGCAUAGAGCUUGCUACGUUAGCCUUUGUCCUUUAUAUCAGCUUACGUUAGCAUUCAAGGAAAACUCUGAUAGCUUUUAUGGAGACCUGGCAACUGUGAAGGUGGCAGCAAGGAAAGAUAGCACCCCAACUGAAAAUGAACGCUUGUAUGAGCUGGCCCAGCAAGUUUUCCUAAUGCCUUUUCAGAGAAACUGCGGAAAAUGCACAGGCAGAGCUUGCGAGUGUGAAAAGGGCAUUGCCAUUGAUGAUAGAAGUUAUGUGUUUCUAUUGUACCCAAUUGACUGUAACUUGAUGCUUAAUCCUGAUAUGUACACCAUCCGAGUACCAUUUAGGAACCUGGUGGUGGGAAUUCUGGCCCAUCAGAUGUUGAUUCAGACUAUAUCAAGCGCUUUGCUACAGAAUCUCAAACAUGUUACCCCGAUAUUGAAUAUUUUGCAGAUAAACUCCUGCAGCUUAAGGGGUAUUUUGCCAAAAGUUAAAGCCAAGCACGUUCACAUGCUUCUAAAGUGCUUAGAGUUAUCCAAUAUCAAAGCUAAAGAUUUUGAUAUGCGACCUGGAUUGAAAUUCCUAACUCAGAAAGUGGGAAAUCUUUGCAAAUCUGCAAAUUUAUACACGCAGGCCAAUACAUCGGAAGUUGUGCAGAUCAUCGUUUUGAUUGAAUGUUGCCUUGAUGGCAUUGAAAGAUACAGUAUCGAGCCAAAAAAUAUGAAAGAAAUUCUUGCUAAGGAAGAUGAUAUUGGGGACGAAGACAGAACUGAUGUCAAGCAGGAAUCUGAAAAGGAUGACUUGGGAUAUUUGGAAAUAUUUUUAAGAAAAUUGCAUUGUAAAUGGGAAAGACUGUGCGAGUCGUACAUUAAUCUCACUAUAAACAUUCCGGAAGAAACUAUCGAAGAAUCGGAGAAAGAAAAACCCAAAGAUGAAGCUGCUGAACCCCAGGUAUUUAAACUAGCCGAGUUCAAGCAGCAAUAUGAAACUGAUAAUAUCAGCACUUUGAGUACGGAUUCGGAAAGUUAUUUGGAGAAGGAAGCACUACCCAAUGUAAAAGACGAUAAAAUUGAAGAAACAGCUAAAGCCGAAAGUCUACCAAGCGGAGGCGAUGAGCAAUCGAUCUCGCCAACCUUACCACAAACGUCGAAAAAAACUGGAAAACUGGAUAAUGGAUAUUCCACAGACGACGAAACCAAUGAACUGGCUGCAAAGAGAUAUGAAGUGGCUUAUGAAAAGUAUAAAGUUGAACUUAAUUCCAUCAAGUAUGAUAGGAAUACAUUGCUGCAGAUGCGAGAGUCAACGAUUUCCAGCGAUAACAUCAUUCUGAGUUGCACCAGGCCUGGAGACUUAACAAAAUCUUCCAGCUGCCAGUUAUGGACAGAAGACGGUAGAAUUAACGGCAAUCGCAGAAUUUUUGUCGGCACCAGUCCAAAGUUAAAUCCUUUCAUGCCGUCUACUAUUCCUCCACCUCAGCCUGUACCGCCCGAAAUUCAGCAGCAAAGAGCAUUGAGCAUUUGUAAGGAUGCUGAAUCAUGCAAGACUACUAAAAUUGAGACAAUGGAAGCGUGCUUGGAACUGCUUAGCAGUUUGCCAUCCGAGAAAUUGUCACCAUUGGCUUCACUAUUGAAACAGGGUGCAGUGAUGUUGAUUGGUGCUCAGGACGAAAAGAUCAAGACAACCGCUGAACUUUUGCUGCAAAGGAUGAAUAUUUCGUAUGUCGAUUACGACGAUUACUAAAUGGGUAAAUAUUUUCCAAAAUUCCAAGUGAAUAAUGAAGUGUAUCCAUUUGUUCCUGCUAAAGUUGCAUAUUAUUUAUACCAAUAAUAUACCGUCACAUUGGCUAAGAAGGGUAAUAAGUUAAUUUGGUAUACAGUUUGAGGAGAGAAAUGAACAGAUAAGCGCUUUCAGGUUGGCCUAAAAAAGUAUGGUAGCAUUUAAGGCUUUUAGAGCCAUAUUAGCUAGCGUAUGAAUAAAGCACAAAAAAGCUUUUAUGAAAAGCAAGCACACAUUUGAACAAACCAGGUUUGAAUUGAACUAGUGAGAUGGUAAAGACAGAUAUUUUUUCGAAUAUUGUACUAGCUACUAAUAAUAUCCUCGAUUCUUUUCAGUCGUUUAAGGUGCCCUAUAUCUUAAGAGCUAUUAAAUGUAAACGCUUCUUGCCAUACAGUGUGGAUCAGUUGUAAUCUUUGAAAAUAUUGUUUCGAUUAAUUUUAAAGUGCACUAAAAUUGAGAUAAAUGUCACUAAACGGUCGAUUUUUAAUUAAAAUUAUUUACAAAAUGAAUGAAAAGGAAAUCGACGAUAUCAAGCAAACAUGUUUUUCUAUCGUUUCCAGGUAAGAUAAAUUUGUUAGUUUCUCAGGUAUAGGAUUGGUUCUCAUAACAAAAGUACAUUAUUUAUAAGUUUUAGUUUCUUAACGUUUGGUGUAUUUAUUCUGAUUAUGUUUCAUCUUUAAAUUAUAUAAAUAAAGUGACACCAAGGAACAACGAAAAAAAAAACAUACGUUUUUACGUAUCAUUUUCUACAAAAAUGUAACUUUUUUCCUAGAUAGAAGAAACGUUCUUAAUUCAGAAAAUACAAUAUAUGCAAGUGCAUUACAACUGUACCAUCCUGCAUAUGUAUAGUAUAGUUAAACAUACAAAUAGCAUAUAUUUUUUUUGUAUAUCUGCAUUUUUUCCAUAAGUAGUAUUAAUCUAGAAUUAUAGGCCAAUUAUUUCACUUUAUGGAGGCUUAUUUUUUGAAAGACAAGAAAUUCCACAUAAUUAAGACUUUAUUCUGUUACUGUGAUUAAAACGUAUGUGAUUAGUUAUUUGAUGUUUCGAAGUACCAAACCUGAGCAUCUAACCAACUUUUAUGUAUAUCAUUAUUAUUAUUGCUCACUAAAUACACUUGCGCUCAUGCUUAGUUUAAUA
Molecule: messenger RNA, 7616 nt
Organism: Dendroctonus ponderosae (mountain pine beetle)
Lineage: Eukaryota; Metazoa; Arthropoda; Insecta; Coleoptera; Curculionidae
Product: brefeldin A-inhibited guanine nucleotide-exchange protein 3
Exons: 28
Coding region: 288-6443 (2051 amino acids)
Biological process (GO): regulation of ARF protein signal transduction
Molecular function (GO): guanyl-nucleotide exchange factor activity
Source: RefSeq, a predicted model, not a curated record